AUGAGGCUGAGAUCUUUCACCGGAUCAACCAGACGCUUGAAUGACACGUCGACAGAUGCUCCCGUAUCAAGCGAAGAUGAUAUAGAAGGCAACUAUUCAAGUGGGGAGCUGGACGAGGAUGAUGCCUCGCUGCUCGAUCCCAGCGAGGUCGAUCAAUUAGAGAGCGGCGGAAAUAGCCCGUUAAAGACUCGAAAUUCCGACGAAGAUGAUAGCAGUCCUGACUUUCCAGAUAGUGAAGAUGAAGAUUCAAACGGAAAAGACAGCGAUGGGGAUAAGUUUGUAAAGUUCAUCCCGCGUCAAAAGCGGCGGUUUUUCGUGGAAGAAAGUCCCGAGUUGGACGCCAAAAAAGCACACAAAGCAAUGAGAGACGAUUUUGUAUCUGAGGAGGACAAGCAUAAAAAGGCCGUUCAAAGGAAAGUAGCCAAGGAGCGAAAAAUGGAAGAAGCAAGAAAAACAGCACUAAGCAAGCUAUUGACAAAAAAGCAGCGGCCUGCAGAGUCUUCGUCCACCGAGAAAAGCUCAAAGGCAAAAGCCACCACAGUCACUGGACCAGUUCCAGAGGGCGUAGUGAGAUUCUACGAUACAGCGACGAAAACCCUUGUUAUUUGUCCAUCUCUUUAG
Mitosporidium daphniae is the source of this 621-nucleotide messenger RNA. RefSeq lists its product as uncharacterized. The record is from RefSeq and is a predicted model, not a curated record. Lineage: Eukaryota; Fungi; Microsporidia. The coding region runs from base 1 to 621 and encodes 206 amino acids. The transcript has a single exon.